AUGGAUUUCAUGAAGGUGCUCGAUCAGACCGUCCGAGAGAUUGGUGAAUGUGCAAUGAUUAUGAAUGUGUUGUGGCAACGGCUGGGGAACACUGGUGCAAAUUGGCGCCAUGUGUAUAAGGCAUUGGCUGUGAUUGAGUAUCUUCUGGCUAAUGGAACUGAACGUGUUGUCGACGAAAUUAUUGACAAUAGCUCACAGAUUGCGAAACUUACAAGUUUCGAGUAUGUGGAGCCUAAUGGAAAAGAUGUUGGGCUCAACGUGCGAAAGAAGGCUGAAAAUGUUCUAGCUACUGUGGAUGAUAGGGAGAAACUUCAGCAAAUCAGAGAGAAGGCUGCUGCUACGAGGGAUAAGUACUUUGGUUUGUCAUCAACUGGAAUAACGUACAAGUCAGGCGCAGCAUCUGGCAAUGGCAGCUACUCAUCUGGUAGUCACUAUGGAAGCACACAGAGUUCAAAAGAAGCUGACACAUCCAGUAAUAGCUACAGAGGCAAGGAAUGGAGUAACCAAAGUAAAGGAUCAAUUUCAAAAUUUAGAAGUACUAGACAAAUGUCGAGAAAAAACACAAACAGUGCAACUAACUAUAAGCCAAUAAAGGGAGAACGGCGUCACAGGAGAAAUCAAGAUUCUCCAACAUCACACCUGAAAUCAUCAUCAAAUCUUCAUUCCACAUCUGGAGGAACAAUUUCACAGAAAGCAAAUAAAGACGACGACGAUGACUUCAACCCUCGAGGACCUUCCACAUCUGGAACAGCUAAUGUGAGCUCUAAUCAUAUGGAUCUCUUUGGACCAAGUUUAAUGGAUGACCUUGUGGACACCACUGCAUCUACUUCAAGAGCUCUGCCACGUGCUGGAAUUGCUUCUGUGCCAGAAGUUGAUUUAUUUGCUAAUGCAGAUUUCCAUUCUGCUACUCCAGCAACUGGUUCUCACGCACAGGACAUUAUUGAUCUAUUUGCGGGCAGAUCAUCAUUUGCUGAUUCCAUUAAUUCAGAUACAGAAUUCUCAGGACGCGGAAGUAAUAAAUCCUCAGAGCAUAAUCCAUCUUGCCUUGCACAUUCUUCAGCCUCUGUUUCUGAUCCCUUCCAACCAUUCUUUGCAACAUCAUUCCCUUCGGACAUAGAGUUCUCAGCGCGUGACACCCCAGACAAAUCUAAAAACCCAAUUCACCAGCAUUCCAUUGCUGCAGAUUUUGAUCCUUUUGCUGCAAUUGCAGUGAGGAAUCUUGAUGGAUCUGACUCCGAUGUAUUCUCUUCAAAUACAGGUUCAGGUCUUAAUGAACCAAGACAUGAUCCUCCUGUAAGUGUCAAAAGUUCCGAUCAUAGUCCUUUAGAGGAGCUGAAUUUUGGUGCCUUCACUUCACAUACGGAAUUGCCUAAAGCAAUUGCUAUCAAAUCCUUGAACAAAUCACCCACAAAGCCGGAGCCGGCCUCUAUGUCAGCAUCAAAAACAGAUGUGAAGAAAGGAGUCUUUCAGGUCAAGUCUGGCAUAUGGGCUGAUUCUUUGAGUCGUGGCCUGAUUGAUCUGAAUAUAACUGCCCCAAAGAACAGGGGCGAAGGUAGAGCCCAAAGGAUCCGAGUGCACACUUGA
Molecule: messenger RNA, 1584 nt
Organism: Miscanthus lutarioriparius
Lineage: Eukaryota; Viridiplantae; Streptophyta; Magnoliopsida; Poales; Poaceae
Source: the annotation of a GenBank genome assembly